This is a messenger RNA of Exophiala spinifera, 1419 nucleotides long. RefSeq lists its product as uncharacterized. The transcript has 2 exons. The record is from RefSeq and is a predicted model, not a curated record. The coding region runs from base 1 to 1419 and encodes 472 amino acids. NCBI's taxonomy places the organism in Eukaryota, Fungi, Ascomycota, Eurotiomycetes, Chaetothyriales, Herpotrichiellaceae.
AUGAGGGUAGACCAAUUUGCGACAUUUUCGAUUCACGUCGAGAACCUCUACGCCAGCGGCAAGGCUCAACGCCCUCGGGGCCCUCGGUCAAGUUUGACCAUGGUCCGGCCCCAAAUCAACAUCCAAGCCUGUGCUCUCGCAUUCUACAUCCGCCACUACAUCGAGCCCACGGAAAAGCAGCCCCUCCUUGCCACAUGCGUGGCUGAAUCGCUCCUGGCGUGGCGCAAGUCCAGUCGACACAGUACAUGUCGCAUUGUCGACGGCGGCCUCUCUUCUCUGGCAUUGGCAGUGUUUGCGAGAACGCAAAAGUCUGAAUCAGCGGCCGCCGAAGCCUCAUCCGCGUACCACCGCCUUCUGGGCAUGACCAGGGGCCGCAUCGGGACCAUCGGGCCGGACACGCACCAGAGUCACGUCGAAGCUUGUCUACUCGCCGUCUUGAUGAUGGGUCGCUACGAAGGAGCCAUGCACCACCCGGGAAUGAUAAUCUCGCCAACGAGAGACUCUUUCAUGGCGCUUCGAAGCUGGCUUCACCACGAUGGCGCACUUGCGAUUUUACAAAUGUGGAACGAUUACCUAAGCCACUCGAACAAGGCGAGCUGCAUCAUCAAGCACACCCGGCGUGGGUUGACGUUGUCUGCUCUGCUCAGAGGGUUCCCAUUGGCCGACUGGCUUCUUGACGGGGAGCGGUUUGGUGAAGUGGGCUUGGAUCUAGACUACGACCGCAUUCUCGUGCCGGUAGUCAACUUACGCUACACUGCGAAACAGCUGCUCGAACAAGGUGCCGACGCCGACGAGCACACCAUCGACGAGCUCGAUGCUCAGGCGAAGAGUCUGGACGUGAUGCUGGAGGAUUUCGCAACGAAGAUCCCCUUUCCCGAAUCCCGACGGCGCUUCUACCUCCUGGAACAAGCGAAAACCUGGUCCUGGCCCAGAAAACACUUCUUCUCCCCGUUCGUGACAAUGUACAAGGACCAAGGGUAUGCGGCACUCUGGGCACUGUACUUUGCGGCCAGGAUCCUCGUGAAUAGCACACGUCUCAAGAUCCUCCGAGCACAUUCGCAUACGCCUGAGGCCAAUGGGUCGGCCGCGGCGCAUAGCGAGAAACGAGCCGAGUGUCUCACCACCAUCCAGCUGAUGGUGACUGAGCUUGCGUCGGUGACUCCGUUUGUCUUGGACAGGGUCGAGUCGACGGAUCCCACGGCCAGGUGUGGCUGGUCGUCGCUCCGCGUGAACAUCGAUGAACCCGUCAAGCCGCAUCUGGCGACGUUGAUGGUGUGGCCACUAUCCGUGGCCGGGAGUAUAGAAGGCGUCGACGUGGAUCGGCAGCGGUGGUUCCGGUCGGAGCUUUCGGAGGUCGGGAGGAUCGUGGGAGAUGGAAUCCUCCAGUGUGCAGAGACGGAGCAUUGGGCUGUACUGUAG